AUGACGAGCGUCUCAUUGCUUAUUAAUCCUGUUUCGUUAACGGUGGAUGAACAAUAUACUAGUGAGCUAGAAGGAUAUCUUACCGAAGAUGAUUUUUAUGCGCGCAUUGCCCUAAUCAACGAAACUACAAAAUUCUACAUAAGCGAACACAGACAAACCGAAGAAAUUCCGGAAAGUUCAGAACUUACGCUUAUCUCGGAGUUGGCAAAUAAAUUUAACUCUAUAGAUAAUCAAAAAGGUAUCAAUUGGCGAUAUACUCUUGAAAUCUCGAGCACAUAUGAUUCCAAUUCUUAUACUCAUAGCAUCAUUAUCGAAAUUGACCAACCAAGUGCUAUUGGAGUCAUUAUCCAUAAUUAUCAAGGCGAAACUUCAAAUGAACAGAGAAGCAUUAAGAAUACUGAUAGCAAUGAAUCAACACCACUUCUUUAA
Funneliformis geosporum is the source of this 429-nucleotide messenger RNA. NCBI's taxonomy places the organism in Eukaryota, Fungi, Glomeromycota, Glomeromycetes, Glomerales, Glomeraceae. The record is from the annotation of a GenBank genome assembly.